ACUUAUUAAAUAGGUUGAAAUAUGGUAAGGAAGAAAAUAGAUAAUAGAAUAAGAGUAGCGAUCGAAAACAAUGUCCUUUUUGGGCACAGGUCCUUAUUUGUUAUAGUCGGAGAAAAAGCUAAAGACCAGGUCGUUAUUUUACACCACAUGCUGUCAAAAGCGACAAUCAAAGCUCGACCAUCGGUACUGUGGUGCUACAAGAAAGAUCUGGCUUUCACAAACAACAGGAAGAAAAAAUUGAAAAAGCAAAUGCAAAAACGAAUGUCUUUGGGGGCAUCUGCUGCCAAUGACGUGAGCGAAGAAGAUACAUUUGCGUUUUUCCUGGCUAGCACAAACAUUCGAUAUUGCUUUUACAAUGAAACACAGAAAAUUCUGGGAAACACAUUUGGAAUGUGCGUCCUGCAGGACUUUGAAGCACUGACUCCGAAUCUGCUGGCGCGUACAGUGGAAACGGUGGAGGGAGGGGGACUGGUGGUGCUGGUGUUGCAGGAGGUCACUGCCCUAAACCAGCUGUGCACACUGAACAUGGAUGUGCAUGCCAGAUACAGGACAGAGGCUCACUCGCAGAUCGUGUGCAGAUUCAACGAGCGGUUUAUUCUAUCUUUAUCCUCGUGUGAAAGCUGUCUGGUCAUAGACGAUACUCUGAAUGUCCUCCCGGCAUCCAACAGAUCUAUCCUCAACAUCGAGAAGGUAGAAGAAGCACCGCCAUCAGAAUCAGUGGCACAACUUGAUGAAGUCAAAACCCAAUUAGCCGAAACACAGCCAAUCGGAAGUCUCGUUAAUGUGUGUAAAACACUGGACCAAGCAGAAUCGCUGUUGAAGAUGGUUGAUGUAAUCAGUGACAAAACAUUACGUCAUACUGUGUCUUUGACAGCCGCAAGAGGGCGUGGUAAAUCAGCGGCUCUGGGAUUGGCCAUUGCGGCUGCUGUGGAUUUUGGCUACUCGAAUAUAUUUGUGACGUCACCCAGUCCAGAGAAUGUGCGGACUCUGUUUGAGUUCAUCUACAAGGGGUUCGAUGUGUUGAAGUAUGAGGAACACACAGACUAUAGUUUAGUGCAGAGUACAAAUCCAAACUUCAACAAGGCCAUAAUUCGCAUCAAUAUCUUCAAGGAGCACAGGCAGACCAUACAAUAUAUAAAACCCACAGAUGCUUCGCAAUUGGGACAGGCAGAACUAGUAGUGGUGGACGAAGCAGCUUCCAUCCCUCUGCCAGUGGUUCGAUCCCUCCUCGGACCCUACCUUGUUUUCCUCUCCUCAACUAUCAGUGGCUAUGAGGGCACAGGCAGAAGUCUCUCCCUCAAACUCAUUGCACAGUUGAGACAGCAACACUCCACUGUGACUAAGAGUGGGGCGUCUGGCAGUGCGCCAGAUGACAUCUCGAGAAGUCUCACGGAGCUCACUCUAAAAGAGUCCAUCAGAUACCAGAGUGGGGACUGUGUGGAGUCAUGGCUGAAUGGUCUGUUGUGUCUGGAGAGUGACAGUGUGUUGAGGGUGAGUGCCGGAUGUCCCCUGCCAGAGAAGUGCUCCCUCUACUACGUCAACAGGGACACCCUCUUCUCAUACCACAGUGCUUCGGAGGAGUUUCUGCGACGUCUGAUGUCGAUCUACGUGGCUGCCCACUACAAAAACAGUCCCAACGACCUUCAGAUGUUAUCAGAUGCACCUGCGCACCACUUAUUUGUCCUACUGCCUCCAGUGGACCCAAAAAUCAACAAACUGCCAGAAAUUCUGGUGGUGGUGCAGGUGGCACUGGAGGGGGAGAUCAGAGAGAGCAGUGUGGAGGAUCAGUUCUCCAGGGGCAGGAGGGCGGCAGGGGACCUCAUUCCCUGGACUGUCUCCCAGCAGUUCCAGGACGCCUCCUUCGCAUCACUCGCAGGCGCCAGGAUAGUCAGAAUAGCCACACACCCGGACUACCAGCGCAUGGGAUUCGGACUCAAAGCUCUGGAACUUCUGGAAAGCUACUACUCUGGAAACUUUGUCUCUCUCAACACAAAUGAAACAGAAACCCACAAUAGUGCAGUAGCAAAUGAGUCUUCGGAGCACCCAAAGAAAGGAUCAGCACCGCUGCUGUUGAAACUUGACGAACGACCUUGCGAACACUUAGAUUACGUCGGAGUGUCGUUCGGGCUAACUGCCGAACUGUUUCGCUUUUGGAAACGACGAGGCAUGAAGCCCAUGUAUGUUCGGCAGACAUCAAAUGAUAUUACGGGAGAGCACUCUUGUAUUAUGCUGAAACCUCUGGGCGAAAACAACUCGCAAUGGUGCAAACAGUUUAAUUUGGAUUUUCAACGAAGAUUUGUAUCGCUUCUAUCGUAUGAGUUUAGAAAUUUUGCGGCUCCUUUGGCGCUUAAUAUUCUGUACUUGAAAGAUCAGAAGUGUUUAGAAAAUAUAGCUGAAGAUAAAUUGCGCUUUUUGAUGAUCCCGUAUGACUUGAAGAGACUGGAGUUGUAUGCGAAGAAUUUGACAGACUAUCACUUGAUCAUGGACUUGGUGCCAAUUUUAGCCAGACUCUACUUCACCCACCAGAUAGAAGUGUCUCUCUCUGGCAUCCAGGCCACAAUUCUGUUGGGAGUGGGACUGCAGCACAAGAGUGUGGACACUGUGGCCACUGAGCUGGACAUGCCCCCCUCCCAGACACUGGCCGUGUUCUGCAAACUCAUCAAGAAGUUCUCCCAAUCCAUGCACGAAGUGAUGGCUACUCAAAUUAAGAAAAGUAUCGAGCAAAGUCAAAGAGAGGUUGGGUCCCGAGUGAGUGAAUUGAAACCGACGGCAGUCAGUCUGGACAGAGACCUGGAAGAGGCUGGGGAGGAGGGGGAGGCUAAAAUGAAGCAGCAGAGAGACAGACUGCUGGAAGAAGACGAGGGGGAGGAGGAAGAGAUAAAGACGGAGUCGGAUGAAGUAGAAGUGAAAGUGAAAGAGAAGAAGGCGCCUAGGAAGUAUGACAUCACAGUCACCGAUGAAGAAUGGAACAGUGCUCUGGAGAAGUCAGAACUGAAGAAAAGCAUCUCUAUCCGGAGGAGUGAGUCAGCAGCUGACACACUGAGUAAAAAGAGACCCCUGGAUCCAGAAGAGUCCGUGAUAGACUCAAUACUGCAGCCAAAGAACAAGAAAGGAGACAGUCGGAAGAGUAUGAGUAGCUAUGAAGAUCCAAGUCUGAGCCAGAAGACAAUCAUAAGCAAAAAACACAAGAAGUUUCUAAGUAAACGAUCAUGAUUGUAUAAAUCGAUUUUGUUGUCUGUUAUGAAUGGACAUUUGAAUUGAAAAUUGUUUACUGGCCAG
Symsagittifera roscoffensis is the source of this 3279-nucleotide messenger RNA. Its product is annotated as RNA cytidine acetyltransferase-like. Gene Ontology annotation, cellular component: 90S preribosome; nucleolus. The coding region runs from base 22 to 3213 and encodes 1063 amino acids. NCBI's taxonomy places the organism in Eukaryota, Metazoa, Xenacoelomorpha, Acoela, Convolutidae. The transcript is spliced from 13 exons. Gene Ontology annotation, biological process: rRNA acetylation involved in maturation of SSU-rRNA. Gene Ontology annotation, molecular function: tRNA binding; ATP binding; 18S rRNA cytidine N-acetyltransferase activity. The record is from RefSeq and is a predicted model, not a curated record.